AUGGUCCAUGGAGCUGCAACCACUUCUCCACCGCAUCCUCUGCCACCGUCCCUCUCCGCCAAAACAAUUUAUAUACGACAACUCCAUUUUCCUUCUUCAAAUUUCACAAAGGAUGAUCUCGAUCUGAUUUUCGAUUCACAAAGAAAGGCUAAUUUUUUGCCUUUCUUGCUUACUUUCAUACUUGCAUUUUCAUCUAACACCAGAGCUUCUUCAUUAGUAGCAAAAGACCAAGUUCCAUGCACAAUGUGUGCUGAGUGUGAAAAUCCAUGUCAACCUCUACCACCUCCACCUCCACAAGUGAUAGAGUGUCCACCACCUCCAUCAUUACCUCCACCACCGCCGCCGUCACCACCACCUCCACUGCCGCCGAUUUUCAAAACGGAUCUGCCAAGGAUUUGCAGAAGGAUCCUUCAACUUCUUGAAGUGAGGGAUGAAGAGGAGGUGGCGAAGGAAACAGAGGACGAGGAGAAGAUGGAGGAUGGUUUGGGGAGGGAUGAAGAAAGUCGCCAUUGA
Molecule: messenger RNA, 513 nt
Organism: Trifolium pratense (red clover)
Lineage: Eukaryota; Viridiplantae; Streptophyta; Magnoliopsida; Fabales; Fabaceae
Product: WASH complex subunit 3-like
Exons: 2
Coding region: 1-513 (170 amino acids)
Source: RefSeq, a predicted model, not a curated record